UCACCCUCUUGGUGUCACUGUCACAGCAUCCUUCUCCCGGCGUAGAGCAGGAGGUCUGAGCAGGAUGGCUGAUCCGGACGCCUACCUGCGACAGCCCCGGCUGACAGUGCAUGGCAUCCCCAUGAUCAAUGCCUUCGCCCACAACUGGGAACGGGUCGACACCUUCCAGAGCCGCCCCGAGGACAUUGUGGUGGUCACCUUCCCCAAAUCUGGCACCACCUGGGUCAGCGAGAUUGUGGAUAUGAUCCUGCAAGGCGCAGACCCUGAGAAGUGCAAGCGGGACAUUAUCAGCAAGAGGGUGCCCAUGCUGGAGUUCUCUGUCCCUGGGAAGAUUGCAGCAGGAACAGACCUGCUGGCCACUAUGCCCUCACCCCGUGUGGUGAAGACUCACCUGCCGGCACGUAUCCUGCCCAAAACCUUCUGGGAAAACGGCUGCAAGAUGAUCUACGUGGGGCGCAAYGCCAAGGAUGUGGCUGUCUCCUACUACCACUUUGAUCUGAUGAACCAGUUGGAGCCGCAUCCCGGGACAUGGGCCCAGUACCUGGAGGAGUUCAUGGCUGGCAGAGUGGCAUAUGGCUCCUGGUACAGCCACGUGAAGGGCUACUGGGAGCGCAGGAAGGAUCACCCCAUUCUCUACCUGUUCUACGAGGACUUGAAGGAGGACCUCCGCCGGGAGAUUGUCAAGGUGGCCCAGUUCCUGGGGCAGGAACUGUCGGAGGCGGCGCUGGACACCAUCACGCGGCACACGUCCUUCGAAGUCAUGCGGGACAACCCCGCCACCAACUACAGGAAGGUGCCGCCCGAGCUCAUGGACCACAGCGUAUCCCCGUUCAUGCGCAAAGGCACCACCGGAGACUGGAAGAACCACUUCACCGUGGCCCAGAAYGAGCGCUUCGACCGGGACUAUGCAGAGAAGAUGGCGGGCACCGACCUGCGCUUCCGCACUCAGAUCUGAGGAGACCCCGCCGCACACCCCCAAAAYCCGCCCUGUGCUGAUGGUGCUGCUGCCGUGCCAGGGGCUCCUUUAUCUGCCCUGGGACUGCUGGAGAGAAAUAAAAUGUGCUCCCUGACCCUGCCUUGGGGUGCUCACUGCCCUGCGCCUGUGCUGAUCCCAACCCAGCCGUCCUCCUGGGGCUGCUGUCCUCUCCUUGCAUUGGGGACAAGCAGGUGUCACCCCUCAGCUGCUGUGGUGGGGGGAUUGCCAGCAGCAGUUUGUGGGAUCGCAGUGGAUUUAGGCAAAUCUGUGUGUGGGGAACAUGUUGGGUGGGUGUGGGCAGUGAGGUGCCCUCCCCAUCCUCCCACAGUGGG
Malurus melanocephalus (red-backed fairy wren) is the source of this 1308-nucleotide messenger RNA. RefSeq names its product sulfotransferase 1B1-like. The record is from RefSeq and is a predicted model, not a curated record. Bases 65 to 955 code for a protein of 296 amino acids. Gene Ontology annotation, biological process: sulfation. Lineage: Eukaryota; Metazoa; Chordata; Aves; Passeriformes; Maluridae. The transcript has 8 exons. Gene Ontology annotation, cellular component: cytoplasm. Gene Ontology annotation, molecular function: sulfotransferase activity.